GAUAACAAGAUAAAAUUAUCAAUAUUUUCAAAUUUUAUGCUUUUUCUAAUUAGAAUAGAUUUGUUAAUUAACAUUUUUAAUUAUUUAAUAAAAUGAUUUACCCACCAUCAUUUAAAUAUGAAAUUGUCAAAGAUGACAAUGUAAAUAUAACUUUAAGAUGUGAUGUGAAAUCUAUGGAAGACACCAAUGUGUGGGUUGCUGAGUUUGGUAAAAUAAAUUAUUUAAAUUGGAACGUUAGAACUAGUGUUCCAAAUGGGCAGCGAAUUGUGUGUUCAAAAAACUUUGUUUGUCAACAUAGUGGAUUUCAGAAGCCUAGUAUAUCUGAAAAUCAAAAAGGAAUUUCGAAAAAUGCUGAAUGUCCAGCUAAGGUUAAGGCUGUUAUUAAACUGGACACAGUAUCUACAAGGAAGAAAGAUCCAUUUAUUAAGGUAUUUAUAAAUUCAAUUAAACUCAUAAUUAAUUUUUUUGUCUUUUUGUUUAGCUUGUGAAUUUGUCCAGAUCA
Messenger RNA from Metopolophium dirhodum (rose-grain aphid), 502 nucleotides. RefSeq lists its product as uncharacterized. The record is from RefSeq and is a predicted model, not a curated record. The transcript is spliced from 2 exons. Lineage: Eukaryota; Metazoa; Arthropoda; Insecta; Hemiptera; Aphididae. The coding region runs from base 93 to 488 and encodes 131 amino acids.